This is a messenger RNA of Rubroshorea leprosula, 3307 nucleotides long. The record is from the annotation of a GenBank genome assembly. NCBI's taxonomy places the organism in Eukaryota, Viridiplantae, Streptophyta, Magnoliopsida, Malvales, Dipterocarpaceae.
GGAAUUGGUAAUUUAAAAUUAACUUUUGUUGUUUAUUUAUGCUUCAAAUUUUUCUGUUGAUGGAACACUAUAAGUACAUUUUUAUUCAUAUUAUUUAUUAUGUUUCAGGUUCUUUUUAAUGGCAGACAUUGCAGGGGUAAUCGUCAGUGCAUUGAGUUGCAUUUGCAGUACUCCAACCUGCAAUUGUAUAGAUCAAUAUAGAAGUUUUAAUGAUGAUGUAAGUGAGCUCAGAAGAAAAUUGCACAGUCUAACUAGCCGGAAACAAGAUAUAGAAUCAGGAAUACAAGUAGUAGAAGCUCGUGGGGUACAAAUGGUAAGACAAGAAGUGCAAGACUGGCUUAAGCAUGCACAAGACAUAAAUGUUGAUGUGCAAGCAGUUUUAGAAAAGGUGCAGAGAGUCAGGUGGUACAAGCGUGCCUAUCUUGGCAAACUUGUUUGUAGAAAAAUUAAUGUGGUGAAGGGAAUGCUUGAAAAAGGUAGUUUUCCUGAAGGUAGUUUUCCUGAAGGCCUUGUGAUUGGGGGAGCUCCAGCUCGUGAAGUCAUAAUUCCAACAGAGAAUUUAGUGGGGGAAAUUUCUACUAAAGAAGAAAUUUGGGGGUACUUGACGGGUGACGAGUUCGGAAUGAUUGGAGUAUGUGGGAUUGGUGGAGUUGGAAAGACUACGAUCAUGGAGAAUGUUUACAAUGAUUUGAGGAAGCAGACCAAGUUUCAAAAGUUUCUCUGGGUUACUGUAUCACAUCCUCUCAAUGUUUUUGAAUUACAAAAGAAGAUUGCUGGUGGAAUGGAGGAAACACUUUCGGAAGAUAAGGAAGAGAAGAUGAGAGCGGCAGAACUAAUGGAUAUAAUGGGAAGAAGGAAAUUUGUGCUAAUAUUAGAUGAUGUAUGGGACAAGUUCUCUCUUAAGGAUGUUGGAAUUCCAGAUCCGAAGGCGCAGAAUGGGUGCAAAGUAGUUGUCACUAGUAGAUCAAUCGAAGUAUGCAGUUAUUUGCAAUGUAAGAUUGUUAAAGUGAAACCUCUUUCAAAAGAGAAGUCUCUAAAGUUAUUCCUAGAUACUGUUGGGGAUGAUAUUUCGCAAGUUACAGGGUUAGAAGACAUUUUGAAGCUCAUUGUGGAAGAGUGUGCCGGUUUACCACUCGCCAUUGUUGUGAUAGCAGCAAGCAUGAGGGGAGUAGAUGAUGUUAAUGUGUGGAGAAAUGCACUAACUGAAUUACGAGAACGUGUAAAGGGUGUGAAUGAUUGGGAUGAUCAGAUAUUUCAACGGUUAAGAUUUAGUUUUGAUCGUUUGGAUAGGUUGGAUAUCAAAAAAUGUUUUCUGUAUUGCUCCUUAUUUCGAGAAGAUUAUGAGUUUUUUAGAACGGAGUUGAUAGAAGGUUGGAUUGAUGAUGGAUUAAUCGAUAUUGAUGAGUUGGGAAGUAGACAAAAAGCAUAUGAUAGAGGCCAUGCCUUAUUAGACAAGCUUAUGCAUGAUGUAGUGAGAGACAUGGCUAUCAAAAUCAUCGGUCCUGAAUUUGGAUAUAUGGUAAAAGAAUUGAGAGGGGUAGCGAAUGAGCGAGGGUGGGCCGAAGAUUUCAGGAAGUUGUCUCUAAUGGCAAUUCACAUUUCAGAACUUCCUGCUGGUUUGUCAUUGAAGUGUCCGAGUCUUUCAACUUUGAUAUUAUCGGAUAAUCAUAUAUCGGAGAUUCCAAAAUCCUUUUUUGAAGAUAUGGGCACACUCAAGGUUCUUGAUCUUUCUCGAACUGAUAUUGAGACUUUACCUGAUUCCAUCUGUGACUUGGAGAAUCUCUCUGUGUUGCGGUUGAGGGGGUGCCAGAGGUUAAAGUGCCUGCCUUUCUUAGGGAAGCUUAGAGCACUGAAGAAGUUGGAUCUGCGAGGUGCAGGAAUAGAGGUGGUCCCUCAAGGCAUGGAGAUAUUGGAAAGUCUUGAAUAUCUUAAUUUAUUUUGUAGAGAUUUGAAAGACAUUCCAACAGGAAUAUUGCCUAAACUUUCUAGUCUACAGUACUUGGCAGUAUGUUAUUUGGGAGAAACUAGUAUAAAGAUAGAUUUAGAAGAGGUUGCGAGAUUGAAAAAGUUAGAGAUUUUAGAAUGUCGACUUGAUGGUCUACAUGAGUUGAAUUCUUUUGUGAGUGAGUUCAAAAAUUUCCAAAGUCUUACAGCUUAUGGGCUUGUUGUGGGUUAUGGGCUUAGGAAUGAAAUGCAACGCAUUACAGAUGAAAUAUUUUCAUACGAAUGGAGUGAGUAUCGAAGUUGUCUUCAAAUUAAACGUUGGCUCGAAAUUAAACAGCUGAAGAUAGGUGGAGAAUCUAUGGUGCUUCCAGAUAACCUUGAGGAUUUGUGGAUUGAAUACAUGCAAAACAUGACAAGCAGGAGCUUAAACAAAAUAGUUUUGUUAGAAAAUGCAACCGAGUUGAGAAGAUGUGGCAUGAGACGCUGUGAAGGGAUAGAGUGCGUGGUUGAGUUGGACUCAUCCUCUGCCUCCUCAUUAUGUUGUCCAGUACUCGAUAAGCUUGAAUGGCUGCAUAUUUAUCAUUUUCCCAAGUUGUGUGUGCUUGUGAAAGUGGAAGGAGUAGCAACACCACCGUGCAUCUUCUCCAAUCUUAAAGUGCUUUAUAUAGAUGAUUGCAGAAAAAUGAGGGAGUUGCUUCCACUUGAGCUACUGCAGGCCCUUCAAAACUUAGAGGAGAUUAGAGUUUGGAAUUGCGCAGAAAUGGAGGAGAUAAUAGCAUCAUCAGAUUCAGAUGCAUCAUCUGAUAAAUUCACUUUCACUUUUCCUAAGUUAAGGAUGUUGGAGUUGGUUGGCUUACAGAAAUUGAAGAGCAUCUGCAGUGCCAAAGGAGUUAAGAUUUAUGAUUCUAUUGAAGAAAUUGAUAUCUGCGAUUGUCCAGAGUUAAAGAGGAACCCUUUUCAGCUUCCCUUGCUUGAUAAUGGCCAACCAUCUCCUCCUCCUCAUCUCACAGCAAUCAAGAUUCAUACAGAGUCAGAAGGAUGGUGGGAAUCAGUGGAGUGGGAUCAUCCCAACGCAAAGAACCUUCUUCAACCUUACUUGAAAUAUUAUGAUUGAUUGAGUGUGAAGUGAAGAGCUACAAACAGUAAAAUGGACUUGCUGACAAAUCGUAACUUUCCAGAGAUUAAAGUCACGUUCCACCUGAAUAACACGUGCCCAAUAAAACCUCUUCCUCAAUUCCUUCCUUCCUCCCACAACGAAAGCAGUUGGGUAUUCUAGAAGAGAAAGAGAUGGAUGUUUCUGAGAUGGAAACCCUAAGUGGGUAUAUUCUGGAAGACAAAGAUAUCCAGCCUUCGCUUCAUUACA